Molecule: messenger RNA, 1746 nt
Organism: Cyclopterus lumpus (lumpfish)
Lineage: Eukaryota; Metazoa; Chordata; Actinopteri; Perciformes; Cyclopteridae
Product: proton channel OTOP3-like
Exons: 7
Coding region: 1-1746 (581 amino acids)
Biological process (GO): proton transmembrane transport
Cellular component (GO): membrane
Molecular function (GO): proton channel activity
Source: RefSeq, a predicted model, not a curated record
AUGAAUCCAGAUCCUGAGGUCACGGAGGUCGAUCCCCCCCGGGAGUCUCCUGGGAAUGUGGAACCGGCGCAGAGCCCAGACCAUCAGGUCCAGGACCCCGAGCCGGAUACGGUGCCGGCUUGGGCCCCGAGUGGGAAGCGUCUGAUCUCCGGUCUGCUGGGCCUGAACCUGGUGCUGCUGGGAGCGGCGCUGGUGGCCGGUGGGGCCUUCAACCCCGACGGCCUGAAGCACGAGGAGCCGCAGGUGUUCAUGCUGCUGCUGAUGGGGGUCAGCUUGAUCUGGAUGCUGUGGUACCUGCUGUGGGCCAGGAAGCAGCCCGGCAUCAGCCCGCAUAAAGACCACCACGCAGGGGGAGUCCCCGUCACCGUGGUCCUCAUGCUGUUCGCUGCCUUCAGCCUGCUGCUGUGCUUCUUCAGGGCCGGGUACUUCCUCAGCGUGAGGGCGUGCAAACCGGCGGCCAAGGUGCUCUCGCCGUUCAUCGAGGCGCCUUUCCUGGCGCUGCAGGCGUAUUUACUGUGGGCUCACUCCAAAGACUGCAUCCACAGACACAAGGUCAUCACCCGGUCCGGUUUGAUGCUGAUCCUCUCGGCAGACCUCCUGCUGUGGCUCAACUCGGUGACCGAGGACACGAUCCACGAGGAGCUGGAGCUGGAGAGAGAAGACAGGCUCGACAACAACAACAACAACUUCUCUGAGGGGAAGGGGCACUGGGACGGAGCAGGGGUCAUGAACUCGACCCUGUGCCAGUGCACCGCGAGCGCCGCCUGCCUCAUCUUCAGGAAGGGCUUCGAGGUGCUCUACCCCUUCAACAUGGAGUUCUACCUGAUGGCCGGCUGCAUGGUCUACGUGAUGUGGAAGAACGUGGGCCGCGGGACGAGUCCGGACCACCGGCCCCACGUCAACGAGAAGCUCACCCUGCGGGCGAUGUACCGGGACGGCGUCCUCUACGGCCUCGCGGCCGGCGCCCUGGUGCUGGCGGCGGGGGUGACCGUCUUCAUCCUCUACCAGGUGUGGGUGAGCCGGCGGCUGCUCCGGCACACCGCCUUCCUCAUCUUCUACGGCUACCACCUGGCCGUCAUGCCCGCCAUGUCCCUGUGCUGCCUGGCGGGGAUGCUGGUGCACCGGCUGGAGAGGAGGGAGAACGAGGCCGGGCGCAACCCGACCCGCAGCCUGGACGUGACGCUGCUGGUGGGGGCGGCGCUGGGCCAGCUCGCCCUGUCCUACUUCUCGCUGGUGGCGGCCAUGGCGGUGGGCACCGGCGGAACCCUGGGGGACCUGGACCUGUCCUACUCCCUCCUCAGCCUCCUGGAGCUCAUCCUCCAGAACAUCUUCAUCAUCGAGGGCCUCCACCGGCACCCGAGCCUGCUCGCCAAGAGGAAGGAGCGGCGGCGGAGCAACGUAUUCAAGCUCAAGAAGAAGAAGACGGCGGCGCCGACGCCAGAAGAGAAGAAGACGAACGCGUCGCUGCUGGACGGGAACGCGCCAGCUGCCGCCAAAGAGCAUGAUGGGAAAAAACCCUGGACCAAAAGGGCGAUACAAGAAAUCUGUGCUUUCCUCAUCCUGUCUAAUGUUAUGCUGUGGGUCAUCCCCGCCUUCGGGGUCCACCCUCAGUUCGAGAACGGCCUCGGGAAACAGUUCUUCGGCUUCUCGGCUUGGUUCGUUCUGGUGAACUUGGGUCAGCCGCUCAGCGUCUUCUACAGGAUGCACUCUGUGGGCGCCCUGGUGGAGCUGCUCAUCGCCGCCUGA